UAUCGACAAAAUUUAUAAUAGCCAUAUAUGUAUUUUCGUUUAUCAGCUCUGUGUAUAAAUUGUUUGAUAUUUAAUGAUGAAUAAUAUCUAAAUUAAAUUAACAUAAUAUUAUUAAAAAGAUGACAUUAUAUCAUUUUGGAAACUGUUUAGCUUUAGUUUAUGUUCCAUAUUACCUUACUUAUAAAUAUUCAGGCUUAUCAGAAUAUGGUGCAUUUUGGAAAUGUAUUCAAGCUGGAGGCAUUUAUAUAUUUACACAAUUAGUAAAAAUGCUUGCACUUGCUACAUUUUUUCCUACAGCAGACAAUGUAGGAGGUGAAGGUUUUGAUUUAAUUGGUGAAUUUUUAAAAUCUUCAAUAGAUUUAGCUGAUUUGGUAGGAAUAUUAUUAGUUUUGAACAAUAUUCCUGGUAAAGGACAUGCAAAAGUUUUAACUGCUGGAGUUGGAUGGGCUGGAGCUGAAGUAUUGCUUACUAGGUUUCUUUUGUUAUGGGUUGGAGCAAGGGGUGCAGAAUUUGAUUGGAAAUAUAUUCAAAAAAGUCUUGAAUCUAACAUUAAUUUAGUACAACAUAUAACUACAGCAACACUAGUAUGGUUAUGGUCAAGACAUGAUUUAAAACGAAGUUUUGUUCCAAUAGUAGUUAGUAUGCUUAUACUUACAGUUUAUAGGCCACUUAUCUUAGAUUUUCUCAUAGUAUUUUUUUUAACUGGUCCUUGGUCAACUCUUAUUGUUAAAGCUACAACUACAUUUAUCAUGGGUAUUACAACAUUAUACAUGUAUGCAGGUCUUGCUCAUUCUAUAGGUAUUUUUUGAAAAAUAUUGUAUUUUAAAAUA
Apis dorsata (giant honeybee) is the source of this 830-nucleotide messenger RNA. Its product is annotated as transmembrane protein 147. Bases 120 to 809 code for a protein of 229 amino acids. The record is from RefSeq and is a predicted model, not a curated record. The transcript has 4 exons. NCBI's taxonomy places the organism in Eukaryota, Metazoa, Arthropoda, Insecta, Hymenoptera, Apidae.